Molecule: messenger RNA, 441 nt
Organism: Fusarium pseudograminearum CS3096
Lineage: Eukaryota; Fungi; Ascomycota; Sordariomycetes; Hypocreales; Nectriaceae
Exons: 1
Coding region: 1-441 (146 amino acids)
Source: RefSeq, a predicted model, not a curated record
AUGCAGUUCUCCCUCGCCUUCCUCGCCGCUGUCCUCUCAGCCACCAGCGUCUCCGCUGCUCCCACCGAGCAAGCCGUCAACAUGAUGGCCGCCGCUCCCCAGUGGACCAUCGAGACCAUGCAGCGCAGCUGUGCCAAGGACGACAGCUCCUGCACCUGGAACUUCAAGAUCAACACCCACAAGGGUGCCGCCACCGCCUGCAAGUUCGUCGUCAAGGGCAGCAAGGCCUCUCAGCGCAACGGCGGCCCCGUCAAGUGCGGCGACUACACCGUCACCUCUGGCUGGAGUGGCCAGUUCGGCCCCGGAAACGGAUUCACCACUUUCUCUGUUGUUUCCUCUAAGCGACAGAUUGUCUGGCCUGCUUAUACCGAUAAGCAGGUCCAGGGAGGAAAGGUUGUUAAGCCUGACCAGUCUUAUGCCCCUGCCAACCUUCCCAACUAA